AUGGUCGGAGAUUUUCCAUCCACCCUGAAGAGGAGAGGAGCUCCAGCCCACACCAAACCCUCAGAUCCCACCCCGCACAUGCAAGACCUCACGCUGGCCUUGACACUUCUCGCGGAAGCACUGGCGUGCACUGAACAAGCCUCCAAGCACGGCUUCCUCGAAAACCCCGAGAGCUGGGCCAAUCUUGGUCAGGGCGCACCCGAAGUCGACGAUGACAUUGAGGGCUGCUUCGCAAGACCUACCUCUAUCCCCUUGACCCUAAACGGGCGAGAGUACGGUCCGACAGCCGGAAUCAAAUCUCUUCGAGCCGCUGUUGCCAAUCUGUACAAUGAAAACUACCGACAGGGGAAAUCCUCGCAAUACUCAUGGGAGAAUGUUUGCAUUGUUCCUGGUGGAAGAGCAGGAUUGAUCAGGAUCGCAGCUGUCCUUGGCAACGCAUAUCUUGGAUUCUUCAUCCCGGAUUACACAGCAUACAAUGAGAUGUUGAGCUUGUUCAAGAACUUUGUCGCAAUCCCCAGUCCUCUAUCCAAAGACGACGGAUACCACAUCCACGCCGAGAAAAUCGCCGACGAACUCGCUCGAGGCACCUCAGUCAUCCUCACGUCCAAUCCUCGCAACCCGACUGGACAUGCACUCCACCCAGAAGAGCUGGCGUUGAUUCAAGACAUCUGCCGCGACCGCGCGACGUUGAUCUUUGACGAAUUCUACGCGGGGUACAACUACAGCUCCGACUGCGACGGCAGCACCAUCUCGGCGGCUUCCAACGUCCAAGACGUCAACCAGGACGACGUGAUCCUGAUCGACGGGCUGACCAAGCGAUUCCGUCUGCCUGGCUGGCGAGUCGCAUGGAUCGUGGGACCCAAGGAGUUCAUCACCGCGCUGGGCUCCUGCGGGAGCUACCUCGACGGCGGUACCAAUGUCCCGUUCCAAGAGGCGGCGGUGGCGAUGCUGGACCCGCCCAAGGUCAAGGCGGAGAUGAAGGCGCUGCAGAGUCACUUCAAGACGAAGCGCGACUACGUGUUGAAGCGGUUGCGGGAGAUUGGGUUCACGUCGGGUGAUCAGCAAACGCCCGACAGCACCUUCUACAUCUGGCUGGACCUGACGACGCUGGAACCGCCGCUGCCCAAGAACAGCCUGGUGGACAUCUCGAAUGGUCUGUCAUUCUUCGACGCCCUGCUACAGGAGCGCACGAUUGUCGUGCCGGGCAUCUUCUUCGACCUGAACCCGGCCAAGCGGCGGGAUCUCUUCGACAGUCCGUGCCACCACUUCGUGCGGAUCAGCUAUGGGCCCAAGUUGGAUGUGUUGAAGUUGGGGCUGGACGGGAUCGAGCGGGUGGUCAAGCGGGCCAGAGGCGAGUUUGGCCAGUUCGACAGCGCGAUUCAUGAUGAGCCUGAACCCAAGACCCCGAGGAGCCCGGUCCAUUUUUGGAAGAGUCGAGGUCAAGGUGAGCAGCAUAAUUGA
Molecule: messenger RNA, 1461 nt
Organism: Exophiala bonariae
Lineage: Eukaryota; Fungi; Ascomycota; Eurotiomycetes; Chaetothyriales; Herpotrichiellaceae
Exons: 3
Coding region: 1-1461 (486 amino acids)
Biological process (GO): biosynthetic process
Molecular function (GO): pyridoxal phosphate binding
Source: RefSeq, a predicted model, not a curated record